This is a messenger RNA of Babesia ovata, 333 nucleotides long. Its product is annotated as Transcriptional regulatory protein, putative. Bases 1 to 333 code for a protein of 110 amino acids. The transcript has a single exon. The record is from RefSeq and is a predicted model, not a curated record. NCBI's taxonomy places the organism in Eukaryota, Apicomplexa, Aconoidasida, Piroplasmida, Babesiidae.
AUGCACCUCCGUGUCAUCCUCCGCGUCAAUGUCCAUCAGCGGCGAACCAAUAUUGAUCAUGUUGCCGGUGUCCACGUAAAGCUUCUUGACUACGCCCGUGUAUCGGCUCGUGAUGUCAACUGCGGCCUUGUCACUUUGAACGGUGCAAACCGUCUCCAUCUCCUCGACCUCCUCGCCAACGGCCUUGUGCCACCGCACCAGCUCUACUUCGGAUAUGCCUUCGCCGAUGUCACUCAGCAUGAAGGUUGUCAGCUUGUCACGGCGGGGCGAUAUGUGGAAGAAGCGCCGACAGACCGUGCGAGGGAUGGCCCGAACGCCAAUUUGGUAAAAUAG